Molecule: messenger RNA, 3433 nt
Organism: Mytilus californianus (California mussel)
Lineage: Eukaryota; Metazoa; Mollusca; Bivalvia; Mytilida; Mytilidae
Exons: 1
Coding region: 65-2263 (732 amino acids)
Biological process (GO): signal transduction
Molecular function (GO): protein binding
Source: RefSeq, a predicted model, not a curated record
ACAAGUGUAUAAGGUUUAAAAAGGAAUCAUAUAUCAGAAUUGCCAAAACGAAUAAGUCGGUGUCAUGUUUUGUAUGAUAAUUUGGAUAAAUAUGUUUUGGGGAUUCAUUUUGGUAAUUCUUUUUGUGCAUACGGAUCAAUAUCUGAAAUUAGAUAAUUUACCUCAAUAUCUAAUUCCAUUAGUAUAUCCUCAUCAAAACUCAAAACCUAUAGCGGACAUUUUACAGGAAGCGUUACAAGCACACUUCCAACGAAAUGAUUUAAUGUGUGGCUCAUUAUCUCGUAAUGUAGCAAAUUGCAUUUGCAGUACCUAUCAGAAGUUAGAUAACAUCGGCAAGCUAUAUAUUGAAAAAAAGACUGGUUAUAAAAGCAAAUCGAUUGUUAAAUCGGCAUUGCCAUGGUUGCGUUAUUCACACUAUUACAUAAAAAGCCGUCAUAAUAAUUUGCAGAGGUUUCCGAUUAAUAUUUGUGAAUUUCCAGAAAUUGCACGAAUAGAUUUGUCCUACAACAAAAUUAAAGACAUCGAUCUUGUGUCAUGCAUUACAUUCUUAGAUACAUUCAAAUUGCAUCAUAACCUGGUGGAAUACUUGAGUAAUGAAACAUUUCUUCAUAUGAGAUUCCUUCGUGUAAUUGACCUGUCUCACAACAAACUGAAAUUUAUCGAACCUGGAUUUUUAAUUAACGUAAAUGGAAGUUUAUUUGAAUUUGAUGUUUCAUACAAUUAUCUUACUACGCUGGAUAUUACAAACAUUUUAUGGACACAGAUCAUAUUUUGUAAGGCAGAUUUUUCACAUAACUCCAUAAGCUCUAUAACAAACAAAUUGAAUUGGAAAAGUCAAGAAAAUUCAAAGUUUUCUUUUUUCGGAUCGCUGGAUAGCUCUUAUAAUAAUUUAACAUACUUUUCAAUUUUUAACGAAAAUGGACUUGACGUUAAAUAUGUAGGAAAAUUAAUUACCUGGUGGAUAUUUGUACGGGGAAAUCAGUGGAUUUGCGAUUGUAAAGUAUACCCAUUUGCAAAGUUAUCUGAAAUGGUUGUAAAAAUCUAUCACAGAAUAAAUUUUCAUAUGACCUGUGAUUCACCUAGACACCUACAGAAGAGAACAUUGUUCGACAUCAUAAAUAAUUCCAAACUGGAUCAAUUGAUUUGUAACUUGUCAUUAGCUGCACGUUGUCCACCACAAUGCCAUUGUUUUUAUCAGCCUGCUAUAGGCAACCGAACAGUUGUUAAUUGCUCUGGAUCUGGAUUAACAAGAUUUCCUUCAGUUCUACCUAAGUAUACAAAUCUUCAUAUUGAUUUCUCUAAUAAUAAGAUAAGAAAUCUAAAAAGAAUUGAACAGUUCGGGUUGAAUUUUUUUAAACGCUUAAAGAAACUUGAUCUUUCAAACAACCAAAUUGGAACAUUUUCAAAUAUAGGGCUUCAUAGGUAUAGAAAAAUACAACUGAUCAAUAUGACAGGCAAUACCAUUCAACGAAUUCCACGUUCUUUACAGAUGUUGAAGCCAUGUCAGAUUUCUUUGGGUAAAAUUAUCAUGAAAUGUACGUGCGAAGAUUUAUGGUUGAAAAUAUGGUUACCAUUACAAUAUCAAAAUUGUGCGAACAGUACACAUGUUUUAUGCAAUAAUAAUGAAUUACUUCGUCCUAUUACUGACAUAGAGAAAGAAGAUCUUGGCUGUUCAGUGUCAACUAUAAAUACUUCAUUGGUGAACAGUUUGAUUAGCGCGGCAUUUUUUGCAGUUAUUACAUGUGCAAUGAUUAUAUACAAUCUUCGGUUUGAGUUAUUUAUUCUAACCAGAUCUUGUAUAAACUUCGUCAGGGAGCCGUUAUUGCCUGCCUCUGUAAUUCACGACAUUUAUAUUUCUUCAAAUGAAGAUGAUGAACUAAUCCGUAAAUGGUUGUUAUCUUCUUUAGUUCCUUCUCUAGAGAAAAAAGGUUUCGAUGUGUUUCUAUUUUUCAGGGAUAGUACAAUUGGAAAACCUCGGGAACAAGAGACGAUUGACGUAAUUUCAAAAAGUCACAAUUUUUUAAUACUUCUCAGUGACGACACAACAGGAAAUCAACAAUGGAAUAAGAAAGAAUGGAAAUAUGCAUGGAACUAUUACAAGUGGGACUUUAGUCGAGAACUAAUCAUCAUAAAUUACGAUUUGCUUACAUAUGAUGAUGUUGUCAAAGAUUUCUUCCGAGGAUUUUUCACUCUAAGGAAAGUCAUAGAUUUCUCUAAUUUCAACAAAAAUAUUGAAGAAGAUGUCGUUGCGCUGUUGAAAUAACGUUAGGAAUUGCAACAGGUGAAUAACUGUUCCAUAUAUAACCAUAGAAACCGUUUCAAUAAAAAAUAUCGCUAAACUGUAUGAAAUAGUUUUAUAUGUCAUAUUAUGUUGAUUGACACAUUCACCAAUUUAGCCAUUUCCCAUACCAGUUUCUAUUUCAAGUUAACAACUUCGGGAUUCGAUUCAUCAACAGAGAUUCCGAAAAAACAUGAUUUGAAAUAAAUUUCCCGUACGAAAUUUGAAUCUUAAUGUUUGUGGGAUUUAUCUGUUUAGAGACGUAUUAUGGAUACUUGACAUUAUUUUUUCUAACAUUGGCUGAAGUCUUUGUUUAAACUGGUCAGAAUAUUAUUAUUUUACGGUUUAUUCUUAUGUAGUGCUGUUUCACCACUGUCCAAGGUUAGGGGAACGCUAACAAACAUCUUAACUGCGAUACAUUUGAUAUGUGUCUGUCCAGAGUUAAAGAUCUGAAGUUCAGUGACUGUCAUUGGUUGCUGUCUCUUAUAUACUAGUCAACAAAAAUAACGAUACACAAGUUUGAACUCCAAUUUAUCAUGAAAUAUAAUAAAUAGAGAAAAGUGUUAAAUUAUCCAAUGAAAAACAUUCAUUUGUAAAGCAAAUGCAUAUGAUUAAAAGAAUCUGACCAAAUUGGAAAGUUGGAAAAUAUCGUGUUAUUGAACACAGGGGUCAAAUUUAUUUUGCGGAAAAUGAUGACAAAAAUCGGCACUUAAUUUCGAAGAUGAGAAUAAAGUAUUCAAAUAUCUGCAAAGGCAUUCAAAAUUUUAAGCAGACCAUGUUUAAGUUUAAAGUUUUAAGUUUUAAUAUCGAUUUUUGAAUUUUUGGGUGAAAAUACGAUUUUUGAAAUAACAAAAAUUGCAAAAGAAAAACGCGUAUUUGCCUUAAAUCAAUGAUUUUGAUAAGAAAAUAACACUCUGUAAAUAUAAGACCAACUGAGCAAUUAUUUACCUUGGUACAGUGUAUCCAAUUUCAUUAUAUAUGGAAAAUACAUUGCCUAAUAUCGUUUCUUUGUUGACUAGUAUAUUUGUUCUACAUUAAUUAUUACAGUAUAUCCUUCUUCUCUUAUGUAAUAAAAUCAUGGUGGUCUAAGGAGCAUAUCAACAUAUAUGUGAUAAUUUAAGUUAUGCCUUAAAAAUAUUAAAAUGUAUAAUGCAA